UGAAAGCACGGUCACUGGUGUCGCUUCGCUAGUCGGCUAACAGUAAAUAGCUACAUUGAUGUAGUUUGUCAGUGAUUGUAAAAAGUGACUCCUUACAGUCUCAGUCAUGGAAAGCUGUCGUCCAGAGGAGAACACAGAUAUCUUCCUGCCACUGUCGUCCCUGCGGCUGCUGAUUCCUCCUCUGCGGCUGCUGUCUGCGGCGAUGUGGCAGGUAGCUCAUCGGAGAGAUGUUCUUGAUUAUGAAAAGCUUGAUGAGUUUGUGACAUUGGUGACGGCAACAGUCCCAGACCUGCUCAGCCCAAAGCAGCGAGGAAAGCUGCUUCUCCGACUGCGAGCCAAAAUUAUUCUGGAGCUGUGCAGAAAUGAGGAAACUGCCAACGUGUUGUGUGUACAACCUCAUCUGGAGCGAAUCCGCCCACCAGGAUACACAGGAAGUGGGGAUGCAGAGGUGGAUGCAGAGGAGGCCAUUUUUGUGGAGUUAACCCAAACACUACUGAAAGACCCAGCAGAGAGGGAGCAUUUUUACCAGGAGGUUUUUGAGACCGAAUAUGGUCUAAGCUAUGACACAGACAUGCAACUUCUUGUGUGGGAAUUUCUUUCCAAACUGGAAAGACUUCUGCCGGUGCCAGACCUUGGGCAGACUGUUUCAUGGCUGACCUCUGCUCCCUCCGUACUGAAGGACUGCCUGCAAGCGCUCUCCAAUCCUGACGAUCUGAGUUCUCUACUGCAACACUACAAAUGCCUCGAGCACCUCGGUACACAAGGUACCACAGUAGAGAUGUCCACCCAGGUGUUUGCCUGUUCCAAGUGUCCCUUCUUCCACAUGCAGGAGUCCUACCUGCUGCAGCACAUAGAACACAGUCACCCUGAGCAGUACAACAAACUGCAGAGGGCUGCAGAAGCAGCUCAGGUGCCUAAGAAGAAGCCGCAGCGUCCCGAGUUCCCACAGCCCUUCCCCAUCCACGACCGGCCCGACCCUCACAUGUGCCAGGAGUGUGGCAAGACAUUCACCCGUGCCUCAGAUGUGACCCGUCACCAGCGCACACACACAGGUGAGAGGCCCUACACCUGUGAGGAGUGUCAGAAGGGCUUCAAGAACUCCUGGGACCUGACCAGACAUCAACGCAUUCACACUGGAGAGCGUCCCUUCCUCUGCUCUCAGUGUGGAAAGCGCUUCACUCAGAUGGGGUUACUCAAGCUGCACUACGAACGAACCACCUGUGGCCAGACGUGCAACCCCCCUCUGGAGUUAACAACAGAGGUGGUGGUGGCAGAAGAGACUUUCGAGAAAGGCGAUGGUCAGUACAAAUGCCAGAAAUGUGGUGAGAGCUUCAGCAGCAUCCUGGAGCGACUCAGGCACAGGCAGAAACACGUGGUGAGACGUCAGUACAAAUGCUCCCUGUGUGAGAAGAUCUACAGCCGAGCGUCGGACCUCAAGAGACACCAGAUGAAACACACAGGUGAACGGCCGUUUGCCUGUGAGUGCGGGAAAAGCUUCACACAUGUGUGGCUGCUGAAUAAGCACCGGCAGAUCCACACCAGAGAGCGUCCAUACCCCUGUACAGAGUGCGGAAAGAGUUUCACGCAGCUCCAGAUCCUCAACAGGCACCAGCUGACUCACAACGGCCAGCGACCCUACCAGUGCUCGUACUGCGAGAAGAGCUUCACCCAGCUGGCCAGCCUAACACGCCACGAGAGGAUCCACACAGGAGAGAGGCCGUUCGUCUGCAGCACCUGUGAGAAGAGCUUCCUCACCCACGGAGAGCUUGUCAGACACCAGCGCAGCCACAGCAACUUCCGACCCUUCAGCUGCCCUCAGUGCCCCAAGAGCUUCAAAACCAAACGCGCUCAGAGCGAACACCUCAAUACCCACACAGGGGAGCGUCCAUUUGCAUGCGCCCGCUGUGGGAAGAGGUUUGCCAAGUCGACCUCACUGGUCCGGCAUAAUCUUACUCACACGGGGGAGCGACCCCACCAGUGCUCCCAGUGUGGUAAGACUUUCCUCACAUCUGGUGAGCUGCUCCUCCACAGACGCAUCCACACAGGAGAAAGACCUUAUCCCUGCUCCUACUGCGAGAGGAGGUUCAGGUGCUCCUCAGACCUCAACAUGCAUGUCAGAACGCACACCGGGGAGAAACCACACAGCUGUCUGUUCUGUAAGAAAGGCUUCUCUACGUCCACGAGGCUGAAGAGACACAUGCGCACACACAUGGACAAGGGCGUAGUCAUGGAAUCAUUAAGUCUUUGAGCCGUCAGGAGCCACUGAUGUAAUUAUUCAAACUGUUUUCUUUUAAAAUAAAAUCAUUCAUCAGUCA
This is a messenger RNA of Amphiprion ocellaris (clown anemonefish), 2315 nucleotides long. Its product is annotated as zinc finger protein ZFP2-like. The record is from RefSeq and is a predicted model, not a curated record. The transcript has 7 exons. The coding region runs from base 107 to 2248 and encodes 713 amino acids. Gene Ontology annotation, biological process: regulation of transcription by RNA polymerase II. Gene Ontology annotation, molecular function: DNA-binding transcription factor activity, RNA polymerase II-specific; RNA polymerase II cis-regulatory region sequence-specific DNA binding. Lineage: Eukaryota; Metazoa; Chordata; Actinopteri; Pomacentridae.